AUGUCAAACGAUAAAAUAAAAGAACUAGGAUAAUAUUUAAUUUUUUUAAAAAAAGAACUUGGAGAAGGUUCUUAUGGUAAAGUUUACUAAGGCUUAAACCGUACAAAUAAUCAGUAAGUAGCAAUUAAAAUAAUUGAUCUAAAAAAAAUACAAGAAAAAUAUAAAGAUGAUAAUGAUAUAUAAAAAAAAAUAAAAAAAGAAAUAGAAAAUAUGUAAUUAAUAAAAGGAAAAAAUAUAGUAGAAAUGUUAGAUAAAAUAAAAACUAAAUCUAAUUAUUAUAUUAUUCUUGAAUUAUGUACAGGAGGAAAUUUACAAUAACUAUUAAAUAAAAAUGGGGGCUAUAUAUCUGAAAACUAAUCUAUAAAAAUUAUUACUUAAAUAAUAGAAGGAUAUAAGAUUCUCAUUUCUAAAAACAUGGUCCAUAGAGAUAUAAAACCAGCAAAUAUUUUAUUUAAUGAAAAUACUGCUAAACUUGCCGAUUUCGGUUUUUCUAAAAUCAUUUCAAAAUCUGAUUAUAAUUCUGAAUUAAUUCAUUCUUUAGUAGGUACUCCUUCUUAUUGUUGCCCCUAAAUAAUUUCUAAAUAACCAUAUUGUCCUCACAAAGCCGAUAUAUGGUCUUUAGGUGUUCUUUUUUAUCAAAUGUUGUACCGAAAGUUACCUUUUACUGGGGAAAACUAUUAUGAUUUAUCGAAAAAUAUACUUGAGAAGCCUCUAAGUAUACCAGAAAUACCUCGUACUACCCCUUUAGUUAAGAAAUUAAUUGCUUCAAUGCUUGAGAAAGAUGAAUAUUAAAGAAUUUCUUGGAAUUAAUUAAUAUUAGAAAAUAUAUUUUAGCAAUAAAAUAAUCCAGAGAAAUUACUUGAAUCCCUUAAUAAAUUUAAUUCGAUUGAAAUUUAAAAUAUAGACCAAAAAUUCAAUGUAAUGAAGUAGUAUUGUCUAGAAUAUUUCAAUUACAAUCAGCAAUACUGCUUCUUUGACAAGUGA
Molecule: messenger RNA, 984 nt
Organism: Ichthyophthirius multifiliis
Lineage: Eukaryota; Ciliophora; Oligohymenophorea; Hymenostomatida
Product: protein kinase domain protein
Exons: 3
Biological process (GO): autophagy; peptidyl-serine phosphorylation; protein autophosphorylation
Cellular component (GO): autophagosome; cytoplasm
Molecular function (GO): protein serine/threonine kinase activity; ATP binding
Source: RefSeq, a predicted model, not a curated record